Molecule: messenger RNA, 1620 nt
Organism: Giardia duodenalis
Lineage: Eukaryota; Fornicata; Diplomonadida; Hexamitidae
Product: High cysteine membrane protein Group 2
Exons: 1
Coding region: 1-1620 (539 amino acids)
Source: RefSeq, a predicted model, not a curated record
AUGUCGUCGUGCCACCAAUCCUGUACUACGUGUGAUGGUCAAGACGAUGCCUCAUGUACGUCGUGCAAUAGUACGUCUUUCUUGGCAGUUCAAGGUAAUGACAGGGGAUAUUGUAUCUCUUGUAGUACUGAAGUGCCAGUUCAUGGAUACGCUGGUAUAAGAGGAUGCUCUCGCUGCAUGUUACCCUCUUCCACUGAUACAGCCCCUGUAUGUCUAGAUUGUUCUGAGUAUGAUUAUAUGGUUAGCAUUAAUGGAAGAUCGUGCGUGGCCUCCUGUGGAAUCGGUGCAUCGUCCAAUUACUAUACUAGACAGUGUACGUGCAUCGCUGGAUAUGGACUAGACCAAGGCAACAGAGCACAAGGGUGUAUCCUUUGCAAGGUCAGCAGCUGCGCUCUUUGCACCGAUAACGCUGACAUUUGCAACGCGUGCGAAAUACCAUUUGGUCUUUCCCUAGAUGGGAGGAACUGUCUAGAAGUGGGCGGUUGUCCAGCAAAUUGUGUUUGCGAGAACAACGGAACUGAUUCUGGAGCCACUUGCGUUUUGUGUGAGAAAAGAUACUUUCUACAGCCGGCACGCAGAAUAUGUUUGCACAGCUGCCCCAUCGGCUAUGCAGCAAAUCCUAUCACAAAUACAUGCGAUCUCUGUCCAGCAAAUUGUUACUCUUGUGAACGAGCAAUCGAAGAUCAGUGUACCUCCUGUGUUGACGGAUAUUUCAUAUAUAGGACUGAUUCUAACGUGCUCACUAUGGGUCGUUGUGUUCCAGAGUGCGCCGAAGCCGCCGUAGGACCGUGCGUGGAAUGUCAUGCUAUCCUGGGAUCGGCAAGGUAUUGCUCUAGGUGCAGCCAGGGCUUCUUUCCUCUCGAUGGGAGGUGCGUUUCUACUUCAGGUCAGCAGAUCUCUGCAUGUGCUCAAACAGACAAAGGUCUCUGCCUUAAAUGUGCCCUGGGGUACUUUCUGCAUCAAGGAGGGUGUUAUAGUUCAUUAUAUGCCCCGGGAAAACUAGUAUGCGCCGCCGCAGAGCGAAUAGAUCCUGCCGCCUAUGGGACUUGUCGAGCUUGUACGUGUGGCUACCAUCGGACUAGUGACGGCGGGUGCAUUAAGUGUACCAUGACUGGCUGCUUUGCUUGUCCAUCAAGUCCGGACAUAUGUACUUUCUGCUCUAACGGAUACUACUCCACGCAAGUUUCAGUCGACUCUGAGGAGGUGCACUGCAGUCAGUGUGCACCUGGUUGUCUCUCUUGCGAGGAUUCGUCGCCUAGUGGGUGCAAUCUUUGUGCACCAGGAUACUUUUGGACCAGCUCUGUCCAUGGUUGCAUUCGCUGCGAUAAUUCUACUAUCUCGGGACCUCUGAAGGGUAUAAAGGGAUGCAAGCAGUGUCUGGUAUCAUCUUCUGAGACCUCUGUGGUAUGUUUGGAUAAUGAUCCUGAUUCUCCCUUUGCUUUUCCUCCGCUUAGUACUAACAGGACAACGCUUAUUCUAUCGAUCACGUUGCCACUUGCUGUGCUACUUCUUGCUGCUACCGUCAUUACACUAGCAAUCAUACUUGUUAAGAAAAGAAAGACAACAAAGCACGGACUAUCCACCAAUCCAGUUACGCUCACUACUAUGGUCUCUACGUGA